UCAAGCGACAACACAAGAAACAAUCGGUGGUCCUACAAUGCAAGCUUCUACGUUACAACCUACCGCAACAAAGCCAUUUACAACAACGACCGAAAUAACUGACCAGGUUACAACUGUAACAACAAAACCAGAAACGACAGCCACAACCACCGGUCAAACAACACGAGCUUCUACAAUCGCAUCUACCACAACAAAGCCGCUGACAACAACGAACGAAAUAACAACUGGCCAGGUUACAACUGUAACAACAAAACCUGCAACGACUGCCACAACCACUGGUCCUACGACAAGGGCUUCUACAGAAAUAUCUACAGCACCAAUUGAAAUAACAACUCCUCCAGUUACAACUUACAAAACAGUACUAGAGACGUUGAGUACAACUGUUGGUGUUACAACAAAGGCUACUACAACAGAAUCUACAGCUACACUUCCCUACACAACAAGUGGCAGCACCUCAACAGUGACAACAAAACCAGAAACAACAUUCACAACCGGUGCUCUCUCCACAAGCAUUUCUACAACAGAAUCUACAGCGACAAUUCUACAUACAUCAGAAAGUACAGGCACAGCCGCUGGUCCUACAUUAGAGCCUUCCACAGCAACAACAACGUCUACUACAACAACGCCGUUUACAACAACAAGUACAGAAACACCUGAACAGGUAACAACGAAAACAACGCAACCGGAAACAACAGCCACUACUGAUGAAGCUACCCCAACGAUGCCAUUUACAACGACACGUGAAAGUACAUAUGAUCAGAGCACAUCUACAGCAACAACAAAUGAGAUAACAAUUUACAACUAUAACAACACAACCGGAGACGACUGUACCAACCGCAGGUCUUACAACAAGGGCUUCUACAACAGGAUCUAUCCCAACAAUGCCAUUUACAACGACACGAGAAAGUACAUAUGA
Branchiostoma belcheri (Belcher's lancelet) is the source of this 916-nucleotide messenger RNA. Its product is annotated as integumentary mucin A.1-like. The coding region runs from base 38 to 916 and encodes 292 amino acids. Lineage: Eukaryota; Metazoa; Chordata; Leptocardii; Amphioxiformes; Branchiostomatidae. The record is from RefSeq and is a predicted model, not a curated record. The transcript is spliced from 3 exons.